Glarea lozoyensis ATCC 20868 is the source of this 1776-nucleotide messenger RNA. Its product is annotated as Tudor/PWWP/MBT. The transcript has 6 exons. The record is from RefSeq and is a predicted model, not a curated record. Bases 1 to 1776 code for a protein of 591 amino acids. Lineage: Eukaryota; Fungi; Ascomycota; Leotiomycetes; Helotiales; Helotiaceae.
AUGUCGGACGCUAAUCCCGCCACCUCCCCAGCACCAACUGGCUCCGAAGCUGUUGCUGCUGGUUCUGAUGCGACCGUGGCAAAGCGGAGUACAGACAUGAAUGGCACAAGUGCCAAUGACACUUUGGUCGAAUCUAGCAAGGAAGUCGCGCCUGAAAUUGUCGCGAAAGUCGAGGCUUUAGAAGACAAGCCUACAAACGGCGAGCUGGUUGUCGCGCAGGACGUGCCUGUUGAUGAGCCAGCGAUGGCGAACAAUGAUGACGCCGGAAAGAAGGAGGAUGUAAAAGAAAACGAUGCUGCACCAUCUGCGUCAGAUGCGACAGAGGGUCCUCUGACUACGCCAGCUUCUGCGAGCAAGGGAAAGGGUAGACGUAAAUCUGGAGGGGUUCCUGAGCACAAAAGCAAGAAGCUAUCUAAAAAGCCUUCUAAGGCCCGGCUAAGCAACGUCGACGCAAAGCCUGGCGACUAUUUCUUUAUCAGACUGAAGGGGUAUCCUCUCUGGCCCGGGAUAGUCGUCGAUGAAUCUAUGCUUCCACCACUCAUGUGCAAAAGUCGGCCCGUAGCAGCCAUGAGACCAGACGGCUCGUAUCUGGAAGGGUAUGAGGAUGGAGGACCAAAAUCGAAGUUCCGCAGCUUCCCCGUUAUGUACCUGUUUACCAACGAGUUUUCUUGGAUUCCACAUUACGAUCUAGUCGAGAUGCAUGAUGAUGCCCUUCAAGAAAUUAAACCGAACAUGCGUAAAGAUCUCCACGAGGCAUACCUGAUUGGACGUGAGCGCAAAGAUUUGGACUAUUUCAAGAACAUCCUAACCACACAUCUCGAAAGCAAGGCCGAGGAGGAGUCGCAGAAAGAGGCCGCUAAGGCUGCGAAGGAAGCCGCAAAGGAAGCCAAAAAGUCGAAGAAGCCGCGUAUGUCAAAUGCCAAGGUGGUAGAGGACGACGAAGAUAUCGAAAUGGCAGACGCUGCAGUAGAGCCCGAAUCCGAAGAGGCCGAGGGUGUCGCAAUCGCCAAACCCAAAAGUAAAAAGCGCAAAAACCCAGAUGGGGAGACCGAGAACCCAGCACAACCCGAAUCUGUUAAGAAGCCACGGCCCACAAUCAAGCUCAAUACACCGAAGACUGCCAAUGGCACCUCGACCCCAAAGUCAGCCAAAGACUCAUCAGCUCCGAAAUCCGCAAAGGCGAAGGGUAAGAAAGCGGCCAAGGAUGCGCCCGCAUCGCCUGCCCCAAAGAAACCAGAACUUUCUGCGGAAGAGAAGCAAAUCUUGUUUCUCCGCCAUAAGCUUCAAAAGGGUCUCCUAACUCGUGAUCAAGAGCCGAAAGCGGACGAAAUGAAGCAGAUGUCUGAAUUCGUCACCAAGCUGGAAGGCUACUCUGACCUCGAAGUGAGCAUUAUCAGAGCAACGAAGAUCAAUAAAGUAUUGAAGGCCAUUCUCAAAUUGACCUCUAUUCCAAAAGAGGAGGAGUUUCAGUUCAAACCAAGAUCACAGUCCUUGCUCGAUAAGUGGAAUAAGUUACUCGCAAGCGAAACGGAGACACCAGUUGCAUCGGGCGUGAACGGCGCCAAAUCGGAUGAGAAACCCGAAUUGGAGGAAGCCAAAGUCGAGCCAAGUCAACCGACAAAUGGAACGAAGGAGUCCACCGAAGAAAAAGACGAAGCACCAGCAGCUGUUGAAACCGCGAUCGCUUCGGUAGAUGCAACCCAUAUUGAAUCGCCCAAGGAGGAGUCACACAAGGAGAAGACACCUGAGCCGGCAGCUGUCGAGUCUACUGCUUGA